AUGGCAGAAUACAAGAAGGCACAGGCGCGCGUGCGAGACUUGGUCGAUCGGCGUAGGCAGCUGGAGCGCCGUCUGGCGGCGAUGGAAGACAGCAUCAUCCAGAAGGAGUCGGCUUACCUCGACAGCACCCCCAGCGGUAACAUCAUUACCGGCUUCGACAACUACAUGAAGGGCACGAGUGGUGCGGCGGCCCAGCGACGCAAGACAGGCCCAGCAGAGCAGAACCGCGUCUUUUCGCGCUCAUCCAUCUCAUACCGACCGAAUAAUGGGGACUCUUCAGCCCCUGGCUCAGUAGGCUCAACGCCUGCGCCGACACCCCUAUCCACCACGUUCCGGGACAGCGCAUCGGGCAAUCCUACGCCAACAUCGGCGGGCGGAAACAAGGCGAGCAAGCCCAAGAAGAGAGACACGGAAGAUAGCGAGAAUGAUGCGCAGACGAACAAGAAGCGAACGAAUUUUGGGGCAUCUAGAAAAUGA
Molecule: messenger RNA, 477 nt
Organism: Trichoderma aggressivum f. europaeum
Lineage: Eukaryota; Fungi; Ascomycota; Sordariomycetes; Hypocreales; Hypocreaceae
Exons: 3
Coding region: 1-477 (158 amino acids)
Cellular component (GO): NuA4 histone acetyltransferase complex
Source: RefSeq, a predicted model, not a curated record